AUGGCCCGACUCGCCCCUACACUGCUUCUCGUGGCUGUAAGCGCUGCAGCGGUGGCUGCACAGGCCGCACCACCACUCACCACCAACAAUGCGCAGAGUGCGUGUGUGCAGUUUGGCUCGUGCUCCACCGCGGGCGGCAACGGCGUCGUGACCGAGACGCAGAACUCGCCCGUCACGCAGCCGGCAGGAACCCCCGCUCUGGCAACGUACACCACGCUCGACUCGGUGUACAUCUCGUCGCUCGCUGCUGCAGGUGCCAGCUCAGCAUACGCUGCACUUGGGGGGAACGGCGGGGCAAGCUCGGCUGUCCCACGCACGGUGACUAGUUCGGCGAGGGGAAGGGCGACAAGCACCGCUGCCGGCUCAGCUGCUUCGUCGUCCGGAUCAAUGGGCCUUGGUAGUCUAGGAUCGUCAAACGCUGCAGUGGGCAUGUCGGGAAACUCGGCUGCUUUGCAGAUGCUCGCACUCGCAGCUGCCGCCGUCCUCGGCGCCGCCAUGCUGCUCUGA
Messenger RNA from Moesziomyces antarcticus, 507 nucleotides. RefSeq lists its product as uncharacterized. The record is from RefSeq and is a predicted model, not a curated record. NCBI's taxonomy places the organism in Eukaryota, Fungi, Basidiomycota, Ustilaginomycetes, Ustilaginales, Ustilaginaceae. The transcript has a single exon. Bases 1 to 507 code for a protein of 168 amino acids.